GGGGUUUAUCCCCUCUGUGCUGCUUCUUGCACACAGAGCGAAGACAGAAAACCACAGGCCUUUAAAUAGAUGACUGAAAAAGAGAAGUGUGAAGUGGACAGAGAUACACGCCGGUGGACAGUGGGUGAAAAAGCAAGAGAACAGAAGUUUACAUCAGUCUGUAAUAAAGCAGAAAGUGGCAGAGGAGAGGCACUCCAGAUAACACUCAGAGCCGGGCUAACCUGGGAUUUACUCGCAGCUGCAGCUUCACAAAGCAGGACACCAAAGACGAGGACAGGAGGAGGAAGAGAGGAACUGUGUGAACAAGGAAGAGGUGAAGCACUCGUAGCCAAAAAAAGGGGUCGCCAGCCAUGGGGAACCUCAUUAAGGUCCUUGGCAAGGAUUUAGAGAACUGUCCACAUUUUUUCCUGGACUUUGAAAAUGCCCAGCCCACGGAGGCAGAGACAGCCGUGUGGAACCAGGUCAGCGCUGUGCUGGAGGAGGCUCAUGGGAUCCUGGCCGAGCUGCAGUCCUACAAUGGCGCGGGCCAGGAGAUACGAGAAGCCAUCCAGAACCCAGGUGACCUUGCUCUGCAGGAGAAGGCCUGGAACGCAGUCUGCCCCCUGGUGGCCAAGCUGAAGAGGUUCUACGAGUUCUCCCUCCGACUGGAGAACGCCCUGCGGAGCCUGCUGGAGGCGCUGACGAGCCCACCCUACGCUCCCAUGCAGCACCUGGAGAGAGAGCAGGCCCUGGCCAAACAGUUUGCUGAGAUCCUUCACUUUACGCUCAGCUUUGAUGAACUAAAGAUGACAAACCCUGCCAUUCAGAAUGACUUCAGCUACUACAGGAGGACCAUCAGCAGGAACAGGCUGAACAACCAGCAGCUGGAAGCCGAGAACGAGGUAAACAAUGAGAUGGCCAAUCGGAUGUCCCUGUUCUACGCCGAGGCGACGCCAAUGCUGAAGACUCUGAGCAACGCCACCACCAAGUUUGUCUCAGAGAAUAAGACUUUGCCCAUAGAGGACACCACGGACUGUCUGAGCACCAUGGCCUGUGUGUGUCGUGUCAUGCUGGAGACUCCGGAGUACCGCUGUCGGUUCACCAACACAGACACCAUGCUGUUCUGUAUGAGGGUGAUGGUUGGUGUCAUCAUCCUCUAUGAUCACGUUCACCCUGUCGGAGCUUUUGCCAAGACCUCCAAAAUUGAUAUGAAGGGCUGCAUCAAGGUGCUGAAAGAGCAACCGUCCAACAGUGUGGAGGGACUUCUGAACGCACUGAGGUAUACAACACGGCAUCUAAAUGAUGACAGCACCUCCAAACAAAUCAGGGCCCUCUUGCAAUGAGCAGAGGAGGAGAGAGAGAGGAAGAGAGGGAAGGUGUGCACUUGGAGAAGGAGGAAGAAGAAGAGGAGGAGGAGGAGGAAACAAACACCAGUGGCUGAUGAACCUGUUUGUUUACAAUGAACAAAGCAACCUGAUGAUAAUAGGAAGAGGAAAGUAAUUAUAUAUAUUGUCAGCUGUCCAUCAUUCUGUCUCUCAUUUUGUAAAGUAAGAAAAGAGAAAAAAAGCCAGAAAAGAAAAUAUAGAUAUAUAUUAAAACAAGUGAAACACACAAGCAGCAGAUGAAAAAUAGGUAGUUUAAAGAAGAAGCUAUAUUGGAAAAAAAAUUUAAGGUCAGAACUUGAAGUUAAGUGAUAAUGUACAAAAAAAAAGGGUUCAUGUUCCAACGGUAGUCUGACAAGUAUUUUUGCACACACUUUGAAAACAACGCCAUCUCCUCUGGUCCCAAACUGGUUCCCGCAGACUUUCCCCACGGCCCCCCCCUCACACGCUCAGAUUUGCCAGCACGGCUCGGCCUCCUUCAGCUGCACCGAUCUCCACCCAGUGAGGCAUUAUGAUGGAGACACGACUCCGGAGAUUUGCUUCCACCUGUUUUCCUUUCUUUUCUACAUCGGUGCAGCUGAAGGAGAGGAGGCACACGUGUUUUUCGGACGCUUUCAUUUUGACCGCAUUUUGUUCCCCCGUUACCCAUCACCCCCUCUGCCCACCCGAUCGAUCCCUCCAUGCGUUUCUUUCCCCUUGGCACAACAAUAACCCAUCGCCCUUAACGCUGUACAUGUUCCGGCACAAAACAUCUCAUGAGUCCUCUGGCUUUACUUGAACAUUGUUCACCCUUUCUCUUUCUCUCCAUGGUGCUAAUGUGGUUUAGAUAUCACAGUCUGAGCUUUGUUAGAUCUCACUUGGCAGGAAAACCAAGGGUUUCUUCAUCCUCCUGUUUGCAUUAAUACGUAGAAACUCAUGUUGUUAUAUCAGCAGAUGACCUCUCAGCUUUUCUGUGGUUUCAUCUUAGUGCACAAACUGGGACAAAUCUGAGUAGGAUCCAUUUAAGUCAUUCUAGCACACGUGCUUCUUCACCCAGUGCCAAAGCUGACUGGUUCACGCUCGAAAUACAUCAUCACGCCAAGGAUGGAGGAGGUGGGGUUGAGAGGGGGGUGGAGUCUUGUAAAAUAAACUGGAAAAAAAUCACAGAUCCUCAUCAUUAGAAUGAUAGAAUAACACAAAUCAGAAGGUGGUGCACAAAUGUGCACACAUGCCUUUCAGGAGAGAUAUCCGAGUUUUCACCGUGUAAAUAUGUGAGGCUUUUUCUCAACGGGCAUCUCCAUGGUCAGCGCGGGUCCUCGAGGAAAAACACGACAAACAUCUGCAUACAACUAGAGUUCUUUUGUUUCGUACAAGGUCGAUGAAGUUGUUGAAUAAGUGGGGAUAUCAAAAAAGGAGAAUAAAAAAGACUCAAAGGGAGAUUAAAAAUGAAGUGCUGUACUUUGGAUGUCUAUAGCCCUUAGUCUAAUUUCAUUUGAUCUUAUAAUAUAUUUUCUAUACAGGGGUAUGUGCACAAGCAUAUUCUGUAUAAAUAUAUAGAUGGCAUGUUGUAAAAGUUCUGACAGAAAUGUGUAAAUAAGGUGUUUUUAUUCAUUUUUAAUUGUUCAGUGAUGCUGAAAUUGGGUAUGUGUUGUCUCUCAGAAUUACCAUGCGUUUGGCUUGGACCAUCGGACUUGCCGUAGUCGUAGGUUUCAGAACUUCAGCUUCAUUAUGGCGAAAGAACCGGAG
This is a messenger RNA of Limanda limanda (common dab), 3086 nucleotides long. RefSeq names its product family with sequence similarity 49 member A, like (gene fam49al). The transcript is spliced from 11 exons. The record is from RefSeq and is a predicted model, not a curated record. The coding region runs from base 351 to 1322 and encodes 323 amino acids. Gene Ontology annotation, biological process: regulation of actin filament polymerization. Gene Ontology annotation, molecular function: small GTPase binding. Lineage: Eukaryota; Metazoa; Chordata; Actinopteri; Pleuronectiformes; Pleuronectidae.